AUGAAAAAAGCCAAGGGGAAAGACUGUAAUUACAUGUCGAUGGACAGAAUAUCGGAUUUGCCAAAAGACAUCUUGCAUAGAAUAUUGUAUUUUCUCUCUCAAGAAGAUGCUGUCCGAACAUCUGUCUUGUCCAAAUCAUGGCGCUACGUUUGGUGCACUCGUCCCAAUCUUGAUUUUUCCGACAUCAACUUCAAAGGAAACAAACAAGGUAUGGGCGUAAAGGAGUUUUCUCUCUCUAUUAUUUCGGAUCGUACUCCAGGAAUUACCGAUCUGUCGUCAGUAGUCUUUAAAGCCGAUUCGCUCGAGUAUUUGCAUCUGAAUAGGUGCAAUUUGGGACAGAAUAUUCCCGAGAAUAUACCAUUUGUGCGUCUACAAGUACUUCGUCUCCAAAAUGUCUUGAUGGAGGAAGAGAUUUUUGAAAAGAUAGUCUCGAGCUGCCCUUUGCUUACUACUAUGUGGUUUAGAGAGUGUAAAGGUUUGAAAAAUAUAAAGUUGGAGAAGAAGCUUCUCAAAUAUCUCAAGAAAUUCAGUUUUAUUAAUCGCAACACUCCAAGAAUAGACGAAUGUUGCGUUGAAAUCGAUUUCCCAAGUCUUGAGAAAAUGGAGAUUAUAGGCAGUAAGAUUAGGUUUCACAUCCAUAAGUUCGAUAAUCUAAAGACUUUGUGUCUAGACAUGGUGGAAAUAUUCUCUAGCGAUUCAAUCGAACAAUCUGAGCUAUGUAUCGAUGCCCCAAACAUAGAGUAUUUUUACUAUUCAGGAUGUUUUAUGCCAUCCGUCACUUUCGCACCAACUUCCGUGGAGUCAAUUCUGAAACUGUAUAUUCGGGAUUACGCAGGUGGUGCUCGGUCAUGGUUCCUCGGACUAAGUAAAUUGGUCCAGGCUUUAUGUAAUUCUGUAGUUUUACUGAGUGUUUUCCAUCUCGCCAUUGGCGAUAUGCACGUUGAACAAGAUAUACUAGAGCAAGAUGUUAUUAAUGGUGGUGGUAAUAAUAAGCCAAUUGUGCCUUUAAAAGGGGUGAAGAAGUGGUCGGAAUCUGCAUUGUUGCCUAACUUUGACCGUAUCCGCUUUCGAUUGAAAUGGAGGGAAGCUUCACAAUUUAGAAUUAUAGACAAUUAA
Erythranthe guttata (spotted monkey flower) is the source of this 1116-nucleotide messenger RNA. NCBI's taxonomy places the organism in Eukaryota, Viridiplantae, Streptophyta, Magnoliopsida, Lamiales, Phrymaceae. The record is from RefSeq and is a predicted model, not a curated record.